Xyrauchen texanus (razorback sucker) is the source of this 10421-nucleotide messenger RNA. RefSeq names its product fibrillin-1-like. Gene Ontology annotation, molecular function: calcium ion binding. NCBI's taxonomy places the organism in Eukaryota, Metazoa, Chordata, Actinopteri, Cypriniformes, Catostomidae. The transcript has 66 exons. The coding region runs from base 178 to 8856 and encodes 2892 amino acids. The record is from RefSeq and is a predicted model, not a curated record.
UCGCUGAUGCAGUAACGCAGUCACAUACUGCAGCCUGCAGCGUUUUGUGUAGGAGGUCUGCACUUUCUUGACUACAUUUAUCCGGCACUUUAAAGUCUUUAUUUGUGUACUUAUUGGAGACACAUCAUCAUCAUCUUCUUCAUCAUCCUCAUCUACUGGAGCGGGAGCGCGCGCAGAAUGAGACGUCUGCUCGUGCUCGCGGCGGGAUUUUCAGCGCUCUUGUCGCUGUGUGUGUCUGCGCAGACGCCGGACGCAGGCACAGACAGAGCUGCGCAGAAGCUCGACGUGAGCGCAGACACACCCGCGGAGCAGCAGAGAUCAAACAGAUCGAAGCGGCGGGGCGGCGGGCAGGACGUGCUGAAGGGGCCGAAUGUGUGUGGAUCACGUCACCAUGCAUACUGCUGUCCCGGCUGGAAGACCUUGACUGGAGGGAAUCAGUGCAUCGUUCCGAUUUGCCGCAGCUCCUGUGGGGAUGGGUUCUGCUCCAGACCCAAUAUGUGCACCUGCCUGACUGGUCAGAUUGCGCCCACCUGCGGAUCUAAAUCAGUCCAGAACUGUAACAUUCGCUGUAUGAAUGGAGGCACGUGUGUAGAGGAUCAGUGUUUGUGUCAGAAGGGAUACACUGGACCUCACUGCGGCCAACCGGUGUGUGAGUCAGGCUGUGUGAACGGCGGUCGUUGUGUCGCUCAUAACCGUUGUCUGUGUAAUUACGGCUUCACUGGUGCUCAGUGCGAAAGAGAUUACAGAACCGGGCCCUGUUUUGCAUCUGUCAGUAAUCAGAUGUGUCAGGGGCAGCUCACAGGAAUUGUGUGCACCAAGACAUUGUGUUGUGCGACAGUGGGCCGCGCCUGGGGUCACCCGUGUGAGCAGUGUCCUGCACAACCACACCCCUGCCGCAGGGGGUUCAUCCCUAAUCAUCGCUCAGGAGCCUGCCAGGAUGUGGAUGAGUGCCAGGCCAUUCCUGGGCUCUGUCAGGGGGGAAACUGUGUUAAUACUGUGGGCUCAUUUGAGUGCAAAUGCCCUGCUGGACACAAGUUCAAUGAAAUCACACAGAAAUGUGAAGACAUUGAUGAGUGCUCUCUCAUCCGGGGACUCUGUAACGGAGGUCAGUGCUCCAACACUAUUGGCAGCUACUUUUGUAGGUGUCCCGUAGGUUUUGACACAUCGCCUGAUGGAUCACACUGCAUUGAUGCCCGAACGGGGUUCUGCUAUGCCAACAUCGUCAACGGGCGCUGUGCCAACCUGCUGUCCCAACGCAUGUCUAAGAGUCAGUGUUGCUGUGAAAACAGAGGCUGCUGGUCCGGUAAUUCAGUCCCAGAGAUGUGUCCAAUUCGCGAAACAGAGGAGUAUCAAAGACUCUGUCUGACUGGUCACACGGUGCCUGAUCCAGACCGUCCAGGUCCCGGUCCAGGCCCGUUUUAUCCAGAAGUCCCACGGGACCCUUACCCACGUGAGCCGUACCCACGAGAGCCGCAUCCACGUGAACCGUACCAACCAGAGACAUACCCACGUGACCCUUUACCUGGAUCACCUACAGCUGUGACAAUCACCUUCAAGCCUAUUUUCUUGCCUCAGAAUGUCAGUAUGAUAAGAAUGUGUGAGCUGUUUCCUAAUCUGUGUAUUAAUGGGCGCUGCGUGUCGAUACCAGGCAGUUACCGCUGCGAGUGUAACACAGGCUUCAAACUGGAUGGUCGCAGACAAUGCAUCGAUGAUAAUGAGUGUGAGCGGAGCCCGUGUGUGAAUGGAGAGUGUGUGAACACACCCGGCUCCUAUUACUGCCAGUGUCCUGCUGGAUUCCAGAGCACUGCAACCAGAACCGAGUGUAGAGAUAUGGAUGAGUGUGUGGCCAAUGGUCGCAUCUGUAACAACGGCCGGUGUGUGAAUACAGAAGGCAGUUUCCACUGUGUGUGUAAUGCUGGUUUUGAGAUCUCGCUUGAUGGCAGAAACUGCCAAGACACUGAUGAGUGUUUGAUCAGGAACAUCUGUUUGAAUGGGAUGUGUAUUAAUGAAGACGGCAGCUUCAAAUGCAUCUGUAAACCAGGAUACUUACUGGACGGUACUGGUCGAUUCUGUGUGGAUGUGGAUGAGUGUGAGGUUACUGGUAUGUGUAUGAAUGGUCACUGUGUGAACACUGAGGGCUCGUUCAGGUGUGAGUGUAUGCCAGGACUCGCUGUGGGGCUGGACGGACGCGUCUGUGUAGACACGCACAUGCGCAGCACAUGUUACGGAGGUUAUAAACGGGGUCAGUGUGUGCGACCGUUCUUUGGCGCUGUCACCAAAUCAGAAUGUUGCUGUGCCAAUGUGGAGUACGCAUACGGAGAACCAUGCCAAAUGUGCCCGCCUCUCAACUCAGCCGAAUUUUCAGCUCUGUGCAGCCAUGGCCCUGGAACUACAACCGAUGGCAGAGAUAUAAACGAGUGUGCGCUGGAUCCUGACAUCUGUCAGAACGGUGUUUGUGAAAACAUGUUGAGAACAUACAAAUGUAACUGUAAUCUUGGCUUUGAGGUGGACAUCACUGGCAAAACCUGCAUUGAUGUUGAUGAGUGUAUGAUGAACACACAUCUGUGUGAAAAUGGUUUGUGUAGAAACACUCCAGGCAGUUUCACAUGUCACUGUCCCAAGGGCUACACCUUUCAGCCUGAAACAGAGGUGUGUGAAGACAUUGAUGAGUGCUUGACCAAUCCUUGUGUUAAUGGCGAGUGUAAGAACAGUCCAGGGUCAUUUGUAUGUUUGUGUUCUACUGGAAGCUCAUUGGACAGCUCAGGAACUCUGUGUGUAGAGACCACUAAGGGUACGUGUUGGUUGAAGUUGGUAAAUGGACAGUGUGAAAUCAAUAUCAAUGGAGCAACACUGAAGUCUCACUGUUGUGCAUCAAUGGGGGCAGCGUGGGGGUCUCCAUGUGCCAAGUGUGAACCAGAUGCGUUCUGUUCUAAAGGAUAUGCACGGACCAAGGGAACAAUCUGUGAAGAUGUGAAUGAGUGUGAGAUAUUUUCUGGUGUGUGUAUUAAUGGAAAUUGUGUGAACACGGACGGCUCGUUUGUGUGUCAGUGUCCCAGCGGCAUGACUUUAGAUGCCUCUGGAAGGACUUGUGUUGAUCUGCGUACUGAGCUGUGUUACCUCACACACAUCGACGAGCGCUGUGGUGCUCCGAUUUCUGGAAGGCAUCGCGUGGAUGCGUGCUGCUGUUCGGUAGGUUUAGCUUGGGGCCCGGAAUGUGACGAAUGUCCAGGAAAAGGAUCAUCAGAAUACACUCAGCUCUGUCCACGGGGUCCAGGAUUUGCCCACCGUGGAGACUUUAUCAAUGGAAAACCGUUUCUUAAAGAUAUAAAUGAGUGUAAAAUGAUUCACAGUUUGUGCACCAACGGUCGGUGUAGGAACACCAUCGGAAGCUUUCGCUGCAGGUGUGACAGUGGCUUUGCUCUGGAUUUUGAUGAGAGAAACUGCACAGAUAUCGAUGAGUGUCGCAUCUCUCCUGACCUGUGUGGUCACGGCACGUGUGUGAAUACAGCAGGUGAUUUUCAGUGUGAGUGUUACCCUGGAUACGAGAGCGGUGUCAUGAUGAUGAAGAACUGCAUGGACAUUGAUGAGUGUGAACGCAAUCCUCUGUUGUGUAGAGGUGGUGAAUGCAUCAACACAGAGGGCAGCUUCCGGUGUGAGUGUCCAAUCGGCCAUGAUAUUGCUCCAGACGGAUCCGCGUGUUUAGAUAUUAAUGAGUGUGAACUGAGUGACAAACUAUGUAAGAACGGUCAGUGUGUGAACAUGAUCGGACACUAUCAGUGCUCCUGUAAUACCGGAUACAAAUCCACUGAAGACAGACUCUCUUGUGUGGAUAUUGAUGAGUGCACUAUCGAAAACGGUGGCUGUGAGACUUUCUGCACAAACUCAGAGGGAAGUUACGAGUGCAGCUGUCGCCACGGUUAUGCCCUUAUGCCUGACCUCAGGAGCUGUACCGAUAUCGAUGAAUGUGAAGACAGUCUUGAUAUUUGUGAUGGUGGCCAGUGUACAAACAUCCCGGGAGAAUUUCAGUGUCUGUGUUUUGAUGGCUUCAUGUCAUCUGAGGAUAUGAAAUCAUGUCUGGAUGUCAAUGAGUGUGAGUUGAAUCCAAACAUAUGUCUGAGUGGGAAGUGUGAGAACACGAAGGGUUCCUUCAUCUGUCACUGUGACCUGGGAUUCUCUGUUAGGAAGGGGACCACCGGCUGUACAGACAUUGACGAGUGUGAGAUUGGCGCUCAUAACUGCGACCGUCAUGCGGCCUGUACAAACACGGCUGGCAGCUUUAAAUGCAGCUGUGCUCCAGGCUUUAUCGGGGACGGAAUCAAAUGCACAGAUCUUGAUGAAUGUUCUAAUGGAACACACAUGUGCAGUCCAAGUGCAGACUGUAUGAACACCAUGGGCUCCUACCGCUGCCUGUGCAAAGAUGGCUUUAGUGGAGACGGCUUCUACUGCACAGAUACUGAUGAGUGUGCUGAUAAUGUGAAUCUUUGUGAGAGUGGACACUGUCUGAAUAGUGCUGGUGGAUAUCGCUGUGAAUGUGACAUGGGCUUCUUUCCCACUGCUGAUGGCAAAGCUUGUGAAGACAUAGAUGAGUGUACGUUUGCUGAUAUCUGUGUGAAUGGUCGGUGUCGGAAUAUUCCGGGGCUCUUUAGGUGCGUCUGUAACCCUGGAUAUGAGCUGGACCGCAGUGGAGGAAACUGCACAGACGUUAACGAGUGUGCUGACCCCACCACCUGUAUUAGUGGAUUGUGUGUCAACACACCUGGCAGCUACAUCUGCAACUGUCCUCCAGACUUUGAGCUCAACCCCACUGGAGUCGGCUGUGUGGAUACUCGCUCUGGAAAUUGCUACCGGGAUGUUCAUUACCGUGGCGAUUUCUCUGAUAGUCUGGACUGCUCUAAUGAGAUUGGUGUGGGGGUCUCCAAAGCAUCCUGCUGUUGUUCUGAAGGUCUUGCAUGGGGGUCACCCUGUGAGCACUGUCCACCCCGCAACUCCACGGAAUACCGGAUUCUGUGUCCUGGAGGAGAAGGAUUCCGACCCAAUCCAAUCACAGUGAUACUGGAGGAUAUCAAUGAGUGUCAGGAGCUGCCGGGUUUGUGUCAAGGUGGAGACUGCAUCAACACUUUUGGCAGUUUUCAUUGUGAAUGUCCAAAAGGUUAUGCACUCAAUAAAGAUACCAGAAUCUGUGAAGAUGUAAACGAGUGUGAGAGGCCAGGUAUCUGCGGUCCAGGCCAGUGUUAUAACACCAUUGGAAACUACACCUGCAUCUGCCCACCUGAGUACAUGCAGAUUAACGGAGGAAACAACUGCAUGGACAUGCGGAAGAGUUUGUGUUACAGGAACUACUACUCUGAUAACGCCACAUGCGAUGGAGAGCUCACCUUCAACGUGACCAAGAAAUUCUGCUGCUGCUCCUACAACAUUGGUCGUGCCUGGAACAAACCCUGUGAACAGUGUCCCAUACCCAGCACCAAUGAGUUUGCUGUGCUGUGUGGAAGUGAGAGACCUGGAUAUUUCAUUGAUAUAUACACCGGACAAGUUGUUGACAUCGAUGAGUGCCGGGAGAUUCCAGGUGUGUGUGAGAACGGAGUGUGUAUCAACAUGAUCGGCAGUUUCCGCUGUGAAUGUCCGAUGGGUUUUGUCUAUAACGACAAGCUGAUCAUCUGUGAGGAUAUUGACGAGUGUCAAAAUGGGCCGGUGUGUCAACAGCACGCUGUCUGUUUGAAUGUUCCUGGAAGUUACCGCUGUGAGUGUAAACCUGGAUACCGGCAGACACCCACACAGCAGUGUGUAGAUCGUAAUGAGUGUGCUGAGAAUCCAAUCAUCUGCAGUCCGGGUCAGUGUAUUGAUAUGGUUGGCAGUUAUCGCUGUAUCUGUCCCAACGGCUUCAAAUCCACUCCAGACCUGUGUAUCGAUGUGGAUGAGUGUGAGCGGCAGCCGUGCGGUAAUGGAACUUGUAAGAAUACUGUUGGCUCCUACAACUGCCUGUGCUACCCAGGAUUCCAGCUGUCACACAACAAUGACUGCAUCGACACAGACGAGUGUGCGUCCCUCAGGGGCUUGUGUAGAAAUGGCAACUGCUUCAACACUGUGGGUUCAUUUGUGUGUGUGUGUCUGGAUGGAUAUAAACUCUCUCCCGAUGGCAGGACUUGUGUAGACAUCAAUGAGUGUUUAAUCAAUCCUGGCACAUGCGGUCCUGGAACAUGUCAGAAUCUAGACGGUUCUUACAGGUGCAUCUGUCCUCUAGGAUAUUACCUCCAGAACGAGAGGUGUGAAGAUAUUGAUGAAUGCAGUCACACUCCAGAGAUAUGUAUCCUCGGUAAGUGUGUAAACACACCAGGCAGCUUCAGGUGUGACUGUCCAGAUGGAUUCCAGCUCUCCUCAUCCGGAAAGAGAUGUGUGGAUUUUCGUGUAAAUUAUUGUUACACAAAGUUUGAGAACAGACGCUGUCUGGCGCCGAAGCCUCUGAACACGACUAAAGGAACUUGUUGCUGCAGCGCCAUGCCGGGUCAGGGCUGGGGCGACCCCUGCGAAAUCUGUCCUGGCAAAGAUGAAGUGACAUACACAGCAUUAUGUUUUGCUCCUGGUAAACGUUUCAAUGAAGACGACACUGAAGAGGAUGUCGACGAGUGCACAGAAAAUCCUGGCAUCUGUAAAAACGGACACUGCAUCAACACAGACGGAACGUUCCGCUGCGAGUGUCCAUUCGGCUACAGACUCGAUUUCACAGGGAUAAACUGUGAAGACACAAACGAGUGUGAGCUGGGUAACCCGUGUGGGAACGGCACCUGCACAAAUGUGGAGGGAGCAUUUGAAUGCAGUUGUGAUGAGGGAUUCGAACCCGGACCCAUGAUGACCUGUGAAGAUGUGAAUGAGUGCUCCCAGAAUCCUCUGCUCUGUGCGUUCCGUUGCAUCAACACAGUGGGAUCGUAUGAAUGCAAAUGUCCAGCAGGAUAUGUGCUGAGAGAAGACCGCAGGAUGUGUAAAGAUCAAAAUGAGUGUGAGGAGGGUUUGGAUGACUGUGAGUCCAGAGGAAUGACCUGUAAGAAUCUGAUUGGCACUUACAUGUGCAUCUGCUCACCGGGAUACACGAGACAGCCCAGCGGAGAGAGCUGCGUGGAUCUGAAUGAAUGCACGGUGAAACCAGGCAUCUGUGAGAACGGCCGCUGUGAGAACACUGUUGGCAGUUAUCGCUGUAUCUGUGAUCAAGGGUUCAGCUCCAGCCCCAGCAGAACAGAGUGUAUUGAUAAUCGUCAGGGCUUCUGUUUCCUGGAGGUUCUUCAAACGAUGUGUCAGAUGAGUUCAAGCAGUCGUGUGAGCGUCAGAAAGUCAGAAUGCUGUUGCAACAGGGGCCGUGGCUGGGGGUCCAACUGUGAGCUGUGCCCGCUGCCCGGGACCACUCAAUAUAAGAAGAUGUGCCCACUCGGACCGGGAUACAGCACUGAUGGCCAGGAUAUUGAUGAAUGUAAGGUGAUGGGAAAUCUAUGCAAGAAUGGUCAGUGUUUGAACACGUUGGGCUCAUUCAGCUGCAUCUGCAAACCAGGAUACACGACUGACAUCUCAAGGACUGUAUGCAUUGAUGUGGAUGAGUGUGUUCAGGCUCCCAAACCCUGUAACUUCAUCUGUAAGAAUACAGAAGGGGGGUACCUGUGCUCGUGCCCGCGAGGAUACAUACUGCAGGAUGAUGCCAAGAGCUGCAGGGAUCUGGAUGAAUGCUCCACUAAACAGCACAACUGUCAGUUCCUGUGUGUAAACACAAUCGGAGGAUUCACCUGCAAAUGCCCUCCUGGAUUCACACAACACCACACCGCCUGUAUCGAUAACAAUGAGUGCACGACUGAACCGGGUCUGUGUGGACCAAACGGAGUGUGUCAGAACAGUGCUGGAAGCUUCAACUGUGAAUGCCAGCGGGGAUUCAGCCUUGACCCCAACGGACAACAUUGCGAAGAUAUGGACGAGUGUGUUGGGAACCAUCGCUGUCAACAUGGCUGUCAGAAUCUAGUGGGCGGGUACAGAUGCAGCUGCCCUCAGGGAUACCUGCAGCAUUACCAGUGGAACCAGUGCAUAGAUGAGAAUGAGUGUCAGAACAGUCAGAUCUGUGGUGGCGUGUCAUGUCACAACACUCUGGGCAGUUACCGCUGUCUGUGUCCGACGGGCUUCAGCUUCGAGGAGCCCAUGGGUGGCUGUCAGGACGUGAAUGAGUGCAGUUCUUCACAGAACCCCUGCUCAUAUGGCUGCUCCAACACUGACGGAGGUUACCUGUGUGGCUGCCCACCGGGAUACCUCAGAGCAGGACAGGGGCACUGUGUAUCUGGUGUUGGUUUGGGCGGUGGUAGUUCUCCUCUGACUCCAGACACUGAUGCAGUUGAGAACGCGCUCUCUCCUGAAGCAUGUUAUGAGUGCAAGAUAAAUGGAUACCCAAAGAAGGGAAGGAAAAGAAGGAGUAUGAACGGAACAGAGGAACACCUGCAGCAUUCUCAGAAUGAUCUGGACUCGAUCAGUCUGGACAGUGUCGAUAUUGACGAUACUCUUCAGUUUAACUUUAACAUCAGCACACUAAAGAGUAAAGAUCACAUCAUCGACUUCAUCCCAGCACUGUCCACACUCACUAACAACAUCCGUUACACCAUUGAAUAUGGCAACGAUGACAGCCUGUUUAAAAUCAAUCAGAAAGAUGGCAUAAGCUACCUGCACAUAUCCAGGAAGAAAGCUCUGCAGCCCGGAGCAUAUUAUUUACAAAUCCGCAGCGUGCCCAUGUACGGUCGGAAAGAAGUGAGCACGCUGGACGAGCAAGAUAGAGACUACCUCAGCGAGCAGCGAGGAGACACUCUACACAUGAAUGUACAGAUUCUCCUACACUGACUGCACUCGCUGACAGCCAACACACAGACUCCAACAGCUAAGCCCAAAGACACAUAUCACCCUUCACGCUUAGAGUUCAACAUAAACUCAAUGCUUUCAAGCUCCGAAAAUAUAACAGAAAAAUUCCUACUGAAAGCAUCCGCUGUGGAAGAAUGGACAGAAAACUGCUUGUGUUUAAAAGUGGGUUCAAGUCUGUGAUACAUUGAUGGGUCGUUGCACUCUCUUGCAUGAUGAAACACCACAGCAAGGACUCUGAAUCGCUUUAGCUUUUAGCAGGGUUCCCUCACACACCUUUGACCAAUGAAUUUCCAUGUCAUUCCUGUCAUUUGUGAUUACUGAAUAUGUAUUUUUUUUUACAUUUCAUACUGAUGGCACUUACAAACAGCUAAUUCAAGUUGAAAUAAUUUAGUGCUGAGAAUAACUAGAAAAUUAUGAUUCACUAUAGAAAUGUCAUUGACUUUAAAGAUUUGAUACAUUUCAGAUUUGAUAUAUUUCCAAGACAUUUUCAGGCCUGGAAAUCAUAAUUGUUUCCUGAUACUUCCAGGUUUUCUGUGCCUGUGGGAACCCUGUUUUAGUUUCAGUUUUGAUGGAAACAGUUUCAAGAUGGUCAGCUUUUCUCCAGCUCAGAUUAUCAUAUUUUACUGGUGCUAGUUAUGUGACAGCUUAGAUUAAUGCACUGUAAUAAUCAUCAAAUGCAGGAGCUGCAAUACUGCUCUCAUACCGCGGCCCACCUGACCGACGUCAUUGCGCUAUCCUUUCUGUUCUCUCCUGCAGCUAUACUACAUGUAAUUUAAGAGUCUAUACUGUAACCAUGUAACUUUGUUACUCUCCAAAAGCAUUUGUAAACUAGAGGAACCCUGGAAUGGACAGGUUUGGAAUGGUGCUUAUUAUAAUGACCAACUACUUUAAACUGUGUUUGUACAUCGUUCUGUGAUUUGAAAUCUGCACUGAGGUCCUAAGGCCACGCACACACACACACACACACUCACACAUACACACACACACACACUUACCUUUGUCAUCAGUCAUGUGGCCUUUGAAAACAUCUUUACUAACUUUCAGUACAACAUUCUUUGAGGGGUUUAGAUGUAAAUUCACAAUAAAAACAUUUUUGGGGGUUUUACAGGGACUUGACGGUUUUCCUUCUUCUCAAAUCGAGAUCAGGAAUGAUAUUCCCACAGUCUCUCCAAAAUUUUGGUUGAUCAAUUUCUUGCUGAAUCUAAACGUAUUUACUGUAAGAGAGAGAGAGAGAGAGAGAGAGAGAGAGAGAGAGAGAGAGAGAGAGAAAGAAUGGUCUUUAGGUGUGAAUCCAUAUGUUGAAUUAACUCUAAAUCCAAGAGUUGAAAGGGGUCAUGACAUAUUCUUUUUUCUGUCUUUUUUCCCUGAGGUCUACUUAUUAUAUUAUAAUUUUUUUUUGUACCAAAACAAAAUACAUUAGUGUCAUAAUUUAGGAAUAUAUGAUAAUUUUCCACCCUGACUCUGGCCCUCUGACUGAAACGCUCGGUUUUGGCCUUUGGCUAACAUCGUGCAGCCCCUCAAAUACAGCCAUAUUUGAUACUCAAUCG